Sorex araneus (European shrew) is the source of this 3007-nucleotide messenger RNA. RefSeq names its product axin 2 (gene AXIN2). The record is from RefSeq and is a predicted model, not a curated record. NCBI's taxonomy places the organism in Eukaryota, Metazoa, Chordata, Mammalia, Eulipotyphla, Soricidae. Gene Ontology annotation, biological process: negative regulation of canonical Wnt signaling pathway.
AGCUCCCUCUCCUCCUCCUCCUCCUCCUGCCCCCACCGCCACCACCGCCACCGCGCACCCCCUCCCCGAGCCAGGCGGGGGGGUCGCCCGGCUGCCGUUGUUCUUCUGGAGGGGAGUCGGGAGGGGAGGCGCAGAUGAGCCCCUGCUGACUUGAGAAGAGGCUACGCUGAUCGCGGAGAGGAACUGGAAGGGGAGAGGAAAAAGAAAAAAAAAGAAGAAAGAAAGAAAAAAAAAUCCAACCAAAAAAAAAAAAAAACCAACCAACCACCAACCGCAAAACGACCCAAACUCGGAGAGCGCCGGAACAGCCGCGUCGCCAUGAGCAGCGCGGCCGUGUUGCUGCCCCGGCUCCCGGACCCCAGCAGCAGCUUUCGGGAGGAUGCCCCCCGGCCCCCGGUGCCCGGGGAGGAAGGAGAGAACCCACCACCGUGCCAGGCGGCGGGGGCGGCGAAGGGCCAGCCCCCCAAGCCCGCGCCCGUCCCCUCCCACGCCCGGCGCAACGAGGACGGGCUGGGGGAGCCCGAGGGGCGGGCCUCCCCCGACUCCCCGCUGGCGCGCUGGACCAAGUCCCUGCUGAGUCUGCUGGGCGACCAGGACGGGGCCCACCUCUUCCGGACGUUCCUGGAGAGGGAGAAAUGCGUGGACACCUUGGACUUCUGGUUCGCCUGCAACGGGUUCCGGCAGAUGAGCCUGAAGGACGCCAAGACCCUGCGUGUGGCCAAGGCCAUCUACAAGCGGUACAUCGAGAGCAGCGGCGUGGUGGCCCGGCAGCUGAAGCCGGCCACCAAGGCCUACAUCCGCGACGGCGUCAAGAAGCAGCAGAUCGACUCGGCCAUGUUCGACCAGGCGCAGACGGAGGUGCAGGCGCUGAUGGAGGAGAACGCCUACCAGCUGUUCCUCGCCUCCGACCUGUACCUCGAGUACGUGCGCAGCGGCGGGGAGAACACGGCCCACUUGGGCGGCAGCGCGCUGGGCGGCCUGCCGGGGGUGUGCGGCUACCUGCCCACCCUGAACGAGGAGGAGGAGUGGACCUGCGCUGACCUCCGGUGCAAGCUGGCCCCCACGGUGGUCGGCCUGUCCAGCAAGACGCUGAGGGUGACGGCCGCCGUGCGGUCCAUGGAGGCUGUGGAAAGCGGAUACAGGCCCUUCAAGCGGAGCGACCCCAUGAGCCCCUACCACGUGGGCGCCGGCUACGUCCUGGCGCCCACCACCAGCGCCAACGACAGCGAGAUCUCGAGCGACGCACUGACGGACGACUCCAUGUCCAUGACGGACAGCAGCGUAGACGGCAUCCCGCCCUACCGCCUGGGCAGUAAGAAGCAGCUCCAGAGAGAGAUGCAGCGCAGCGCCAAAGCCAACGGCCAAGUGUCUCUACCUCAUUUCCCGAGAACCCACCGGCUGCCCAAGGAGAUGACCCCCAAGGAGCCCGCCACCUUCGCGGCCGAGCUGAUCUGCAAGCUGCAGAAGCUGAAGCUGGAGCUGGAGAGCCGGCACAGCCUGGACGAGCGGCUGCAGCAGAUGCGGGAGGACGAAGAGGAGGGCUCCGAGUUGGCCCCGAGCUCCCGGGAGGUGCUGCCGCCGCCCCAGCACCCCCUCUCCCUCCUGCCCUCCGGCAGCUACGAGGAGGACCCGCAGACCAUCCUGGAUGACCACCUGUCCAGGGUCCUCAAGACCCCCGGCUGCCAGUCCCCUGGCCUGGGCCGCUACAGCCCCCGCUCCCGCUCCCCCGACCACCCCCAGCAGCCGUACCGGCCCCUCCUCCCGGCCGGGGCCCGGCUGCCCCCCGCGGCCAGCACCUCCCCAGCUGCAGCCGGCGGCCCCCUCCUGGGCGCCAAGGGCUUCGCGAGCAGGCCGCCGACCAAGCACGUCCACCACCACUACAUCCACCACCACGCCGCGCCCAAGUCCCGCGCCGAGCUGGAGGCCGAGGCCGCCCAGAGGGUGCGCUGCUUCUGCGCCCGGGGCCCCGACCACCACUGCUGCAGCCAGUGCCCCGGCCGCCCCCGCCCUCCCGAGCCCGCGCCUGCAGAGCUGCUGGGGCCCAGCCGCGGUGGCAGCACCCUGCCGAGACGCGGCAGCGGGAAGAGCGCAGAGCCAGGCCUUGCUGCCCGGGAAGGGGGGGCCCCCGGUGGCCCCGGGGCGCUGCAGCUGCCGGCCGAGGAAGGGGACAGGUCCCAGGACGUCUGGCAGUGGGUGCUGGAGAGCGAGCGGCAGAGCAAGCCCAAGGCCCCCAGUGCGCCAGGCACCAAGAGGACCUACCCCGGGCAGCCCGCCCGCGGGCCCCCAGCCGACCGCGCCAGUGGCCGGCACCACGUGUGGGGGGGCGGCAGUGGGCACCCCCGCACCGCCGCCCGCACCCACCCGCUGACCCAGGACCCCGCCGUGCCGCCCCUGACACCCCCCAACACCCUGGCCCAGCUGGAGGAGGCCUGCCGCAGGCUGGCGGAGGUCUCGAAGCCCCCGAAGCAGCGGUGCUGCCUGGCCACGCAGCAGAGGGACAGGAACCACUCGGCCCCCGGGCAGACAGGAGCCGCGCCCUGCUCCGGCCCCAGCCUGGCCGUGGAAGAACACAGGGAGCCCAGGAAGCUGGCCGGCGGCCCCGCCCUGCAGGCCAGCGAGCUGGUGGUCACCUACUUCUUCUGCGGAGAGGAGAUUCCGUACCGGCGGAUGCUGAAGGCGCACAGCCUCACCCUGGGCCACUUCAAAGAGCAGCUCAGCAAGAAGGGCAGCUACAGGUAUUACUUCAAGAAGGCCAGCGACGAGUUCGCCUGCGGAGCCGUGUUCGAGGAGGUGUGGGACGACGAGACGGUGCUGCCCAUGUACGAGGGCCGGAUCCUGGGCAAGGUGGAGCGGAUCGACUGAGCCCGGACGGAGGAGGAAGGACGGACGGACGAGGGCCGCGGAGGGGCCGGCAUGGACUAUUUAUUCAGGCGCGACCACUCGCGGCGGCCAGGGACUCAGAGGCCCCGUGGAGCGUUCCGGAGGGGGACCCCUUACUGAUAUUUAU